Messenger RNA from Cladocopium goreaui, 1716 nucleotides. The record is from the annotation of a GenBank genome assembly. Lineage: Eukaryota; Dinophyceae; Suessiales; Symbiodiniaceae.
AUGGAUGAUCAUUGGGUUUUGCCACCCAUCGAUGAUUUGAGUGACGCAAGUGACCCGCCUGAUCCACCUGCCCAGCCAGCUCGGCGUGCCAAGAGGGCCAAGGCUAAGGACUUCCAGACCGCACCCUUGCCUCAAGACAGUGAGGUUCGAUUGCGGGCCAUUUUGGCAAGACCCAAGUGUGCAUGCAAAAGAACAAACUGCUACCUUCAGUUCACCCCCAAAGAGGAAUUCAAACGGUUUCAAGAGUUUAGAACUGAGUGGCAUGGGUUUCACAAACUUGAUCAAGACAGAAUUGUUUUCGAGCGAAUCCGUGAUGAAGUACAGAAAGAUUCUGGGCGCUGGACAUUCUUGGACCACGAUGUGUGCUUGAAGUCGUGGAAAAUUUUGCAUGGUCUGGGUUCUCGACGUUUCAACAAGCUCAAGGCUGCCGUCAUCAAUGAUGCACACGCUCCCCCAGCUGACCUUCGGUAUUUGACUAAACCCAAAUCAGCAACAAACUCUGAAACGCGUGGGUCUGUGUCAUCCUUUCUGAUGCAAAUUUACCACAGCAUAGCUGAAACACUCCCAGAUUUCAGAGACGAAACAUGGGAUGUUGACACCACAAUGUUUGCCAUCGACGAGGACAAAGAUGAAACGGACCCGUACGCGGAUCAAUUGGUCAAAGGUUUGACGAUGGUGUGGUUGCAGGACUUUUACUUUAUGAAGUUCCGCGCAGAAAGGCAACACCCAGAAUGCGCCACCUGUGUCAGACACAAAUUCCUGAUCCGAUCUCUUGGUCACCACCUUCUAGCGAGACAGAAGCAGAUGGAUGAGUACCAUGCCCACCUGGACUCACAGUACCAAGAUCGCCUGCAAUAUUGGGCGGUGAGAGGGUUGUCGCGUGCUGGUGGAUCUACCGUCACAUUAAUUUGUGACGGUAUGGAUCAAGCAAAAUUUGCAUAUCCCCGGCAUCGUUGCCUCAAAUCGAAGGAGUUCCAUCAGUUUGCCCGCCCAAAAGCACACAUUGUUGGAAUAUUGGUUCAUGGACGCGCAAUUAUUUUUGCUGUGUCAGAGGCAGACAUCCCUAAAGACGCAUCGACCCACACGGAGCUUUUGGCUUUCGCGUUGACAAAGCUGCAAGAACAGGGCGAAUGCCUAUCUGAAAUGAGUGUGCGUGUUCAAUGCGACAACACGCCACGCGAAAUAAAAAAUAACGUGGUCACUGCCUUCCUUGCAAGCCUUGUGUCGAAAGGUACUAUCAAGGAGGCGGUGUUAUCCAGCCUCCGCUCAGGGCACUCCCACGAGGACAUUGACCAAACAUUUGGACGCCUUGCCAGUUUUCUAGUAAGGCACGGGCAUUCAUGUCAAACACCUGAUGAUUUCCAACGAGUGAUCCAACAAUUCCUCAAUGAAGCCUCCUUCCCACACGAACCUGUGUCCAAUCGCUACUGCGUGAAAGUUGAUCAGACCCGGGAUUGGUCUCUUGUUGGGGUAUUGAGAGUUUUUUGUUUUACUUUGGAGUAUCGUAUGAAUAUAUUUUCUAUGGUUCUAUGUUCAUACAUGUUCACAUGUGUUCAUACUACAGAGGCGCGUUUGACUUUUAUGGCUGCAUUCAUGUUGACCUUGCCAAGGAAAGGUUUUUUGGCACAAGCAGUUCCGGUGCAUCUUCGAGGUAUCGGAGGACCAGGGGCACCGCACGAGUUCUUGUUCCAGAGACGUUGUCAUUGCGGCUGCUAA